UAUUGUACAUCGAACGAUGGUUCUGUUGAAAUUCAAUGUAGUUCUAUGUAUGGUGAUACAUUAUGUUGUGAAGAUCAAACAAGUCAACAGCCAUUUUGUUGUGGCGGUGAUAUUCCAGAUGCUUUUGUCGAAGAUCCAAAUGGAGCAACGCGAAGACUAGCAAAAAUAUUUUACACACUUACGGCGAUAACUUUAUGUGUGCAUUUACUACGACGACAUUUUUGUCAAUGA
Molecule: messenger RNA, 231 nt
Organism: Rotaria socialis
Lineage: Eukaryota; Metazoa; Rotifera; Eurotatoria; Philodinida; Philodinidae
Source: the annotation of a GenBank genome assembly